UGUGUAAAGGCAGGCAGGGCGUCUCUGCUGCACACAGGGGAGAGUGAGAGCUCCCAGCACAGACCUUCCGACAGCCGGUUCCCUAGGCCUCCGGGAUGCUGCCCCCUGCCUCCAGGCCCCACCCUCCUCACCCUUUCCUGCUGCUGCUACUGCUGCUGCUGGGACUCCCAGGGGUGGCAGGAGAGGAGGAGCUGCAGGUGCUCCAGCCUGACAAGUCCGUGUCGGUCGCGGCCGGGGAGUCGGCCACUCUGCACUGCAUCAUGACCAGCCGGGAACCCGUGGGGCCCAUCGAGUGGUUCAGGGGGACUGGGCCAGGCCGAGAAUUAGUCUACAGACAAAAAGACCCCCCGUCCUCCCGGGUAACGCCUCUUGGAGACAGCACAAAGAGGAACAACACGGACUUCUCCAUCCGCAUCAGCAACAUCACCCCAGCGGACGCCGGCACCUACUACUGCGUGAAGUUCCAGAGAGCAUCUCCUCACAACAGGGAGCUGAAGUCUGGCCCAGGCACCGAGCUGUCUGUGAGUGCCAAACCCUCCGUCCCUGUGGUCACGGGCCCUGCGGCAAGGGUCACAGCUGACCAGACGGUGAACUUCACCUGCGAGUCCCAUGGCUUCUCCCCACGAGACGUCACCCUGAGGUGGUUCAAAAACGGCAAUGAGCUCCCAGACGCCCAGACCGACGUGGACCCUGAAGGAAAGCGCGUCUCCUACCGCGUGCGCAGCACGGCCAGGGUGGCGCUGAGCCCCAGAGACGUCCACUCGCAGGUCAUCUGCGAGGUGGCCCACAGCACCUUGCGGGGGGCCCCUCUCCGCGGGACUGCCAACUUGUCUGAGACCAUCCGAGUUCCGCCCACCUUGGAGGUCACCCAACAGCCCACGAUGGCAGGGAGCCCAGUGAACAUCACCUGCCGGGUGACAAGGUUCUACCCCCGGAGCCUACAGCUGACCUGGUUGGAGAACGGAAACGUGUCCCGAACAGAAACGGCCUCGACCCCCAUAGAGAACAAGGACGGGACCUACAGCUGGACCAGCCGGCUCGUGUUGAACUCGUCCGCCCACAGGGAGGACGUGAAGCUCACCUGCCAGGUGGAGCAUGACGGGCAGCCGCCGGUCAGCAGAAGCCACAUCCUGGUGGUCUCCACCCACCAGAAGGACCAGGGCGCAGGCUCAGCAACAUCUCCUGCAACCCUCCUCAUAGCUUUCCUCCUGGGCCCCAAGGUGCUGCUGGUGGUUGGUGUUACUGCCGUCUGUGUCCACAGGAAGCAGAGGGCCUGACCGGCUCAGCCAGAGAGAAGGAGCCGGAGAGAACCUGCCUCCGACUUGGCUCCAAAUGCCUCCCCUCCCAGGACCUCCACCUGCCCUCAGCCUCCUGUAUCGGCAUUGUCAGUCCCUGAUGCCUCCAGGGCCAGGUUUUCUUUCGUGGGCCUGAACAGGGGCCAUGAGAUCAGGCAGAGGGGCUGACUCGGGACACCUCCCUAGAAUGGGAGAAACAAGGCAAAGCUAAGCGCCUUGGGACCUCUCUCAGCCACUGCCUCAGGACUGGCCGUGAACUGCAGACUCCCUUCCAGGCUGUCUGGAUCCCAGCCUGCCCCACUCCCCAGCCAUGCUGAACUUCUCCAGUGUCUCCUGAAUACAAAUGAGCCCCCAUCCCGGUUCAAGAAGAAAAAAUUAUUCUCCUUCCUCUUUGUCUAAAUGUCCUACUCCUCAAACCGAGAAAGAAGUUUUCCCUCCUCUCUCUGUGAUGGGAGCAGGAGGAGCCAUGAGAGGGGCUACCCAGGAGUCGGUCCCAGCUCAUCCAUCUCCCUGCGUCCUUCCAGCCCUGUCACUCAUGGCAGAAAUGCUGUGACAGUCUGAAAAACCUUGGAAUCCCUUUUGAUUUCUCUGUUCUUAACACCCCGUAUUCAAUUCUGCCUUCAAAAUGCAUAUGUCCCCUGGUGAAAUGGUAAAUGUUUAACAAUUGACUUUGAAAGCGGAGGAAAACAGCCUGAUUUGUGGUGCUUCUCAAUUUCUGCAGUGUAAAUACUCCCAAUGUGGUCAAUUUCAAGUUACCAACAGUUUAACAACCAGACUGCAAAACUGACAUUUUACAACAGCCCAAGUCUGCUCCAGCACACCUCUGUUACAUCCAUAACCUGCACACUUCUUACCCCAGACCCCUUCCUGUCCCAGCCAACAUCACCUCUUCCUGAACCAUUGCUGUAGCCUCUAACCGGCCUCCUUGUUUCAACCACAGCAAUUCUUUGAAAAAGUAAGUCAAAUUAUCACUCCUCUGCUACUCCCCAACAUAGCUGCAUGGCUCCCUCCCUCCCUUCUUUCAAGUCUCUGCUCAAUGUCACUUUAUUAAAGGCUUUUUUCGCACACCACCUUAUAUGAAAUAUUAAUUCCCUUCUUUCUCCCUGACAUACCAAUUCCUCUUAACCUGAUUUUUUUCUUAGCAUUUAUUGCCAUUUGUACUAUACUGAACACAAGCUGUCCUUGCUUUGCAUGGCAGGGCAGGAUUGUAAAAAGGACUGCAGAGCUGGGCACAGUGGCUCACGCCCAUA
Messenger RNA from Microcebus murinus (gray mouse lemur), 2545 nucleotides. The record is from RefSeq and is a predicted model, not a curated record. Lineage: Eukaryota; Metazoa; Chordata; Mammalia; Primates; Cheirogaleidae.